Molecule: messenger RNA, 3244 nt
Organism: Olea europaea var. sylvestris
Lineage: Eukaryota; Viridiplantae; Streptophyta; Magnoliopsida; Lamiales; Oleaceae
Product: pentatricopeptide repeat-containing protein At5g16420, mitochondrial
Exons: 2
Coding region: 516-2174 (552 amino acids)
Molecular function (GO): protein binding
Source: RefSeq, a predicted model, not a curated record
GAAUUCUGUUGACCUCCGAAUUUGGUUGGGAACCAGACGCGUCAACAGAUGCUGUCUCCACUCAUCUCCAAGCACGUAUUACACUACAUAUAUCAACGAAUUUCGUGCACACUUUAUAGUGAAUAUUACUCAAUAUGGAUGAGCUCUUCCAAGAAAUAUAAUAUCAGCAGCUGGCUAGUUUGUUAAUAUUGGGUAUUUAACAAGCACGAAUGCUGAUAUGCAGUCACAUGGAGAUUUCUUUGGCUUUAUAUUUGCCUCUUAUACACAAAAUCAACUGCUUAUUUUUUGCAAAAAUUGUGUUUGUAAAACCCAAAUCAAUCUUAAAGCAGAUUUAGCAAAAAAAGAACACUUUUUUUCAACAUUUUGGGCUUUUCCAGUCGUUUGGAACAGUGACUCCAAUUUUUGCAGGCCCAAAAUAUCUUGAACGUGCAGAAGAAUUCAGACCCAUUUUUGAACGGACAUCCACCGAAACCCUUCUAAUUGUUCCUCGGUCUUUCUCCUGCGCCACCGCGACUAUGUUAUCCCGCUGGAGAAUUCAAUCCUAUCGCUCCGUCUCCACGGCUAAACCCUCAAUCCUCCACCUAUUCGCCACAGCUGCUGCUGAAGAUGACAUCUUCAAAUCCCACCACCACCUUUCCACCAUAAAAUCCAAAUCCCAGCUCCUCCAAUCCUACACUGUCACGCCCCCAAUUAAGCCCUGGCCCCAAAAACUAUCACACAAACGCCUCGUCUCUAUUAUCACCCGCCAACAAAACCUCGACCUUGCCCUCCAAAUAUUCAACCACGCCGGUAAAUAUCACCCCAAUUUUCACCACAAUUACGAUACCUACCACUCCGUCAUUCACAAACUCUCCCGCGCCCGUGCUUUUGAACCCGUAAAUGCCCUUUUGAAUGAUCUCCUUCAUUCCAAUAUCAAAUGCGGGGAGAACUUAUUCAUCACAUUGAUCAGGAACUACGGAAUUGCUAGUAAACCGAAAGAAGCCCUUAAAACCUUCAUUCGUAUCAAGGAUUUUGGUGUACAAAGGUCAGUUCGAUCCUUUAACACCCUUUUAAACUCGUUGGUUCAGAACAAGAAAUACGAUUCUGUUUACAUAUUGUUUAAGAAUUGCCAGAGAAAGUUUGGCAUCGUGCCUAAUGUGUUUACUUGUAACAUAUUAUUGAAGGCUCUGUGUAAAAGGGAUGAUAUUGAGGGUGCUGUUAGGCUUAUGGAUGAAAUACCAGCAAUGGGAAUGGUUCCCAAUGUUGUCAGUUAUACGACUAUUUUAGGUGGGUAUGUGACACGAGGUGAUAUGGUAGGGGCGAAGAGAGUGUUUGAUGAGAUUUUGGAUAGAGGGUGGUUGCCUGAUGCAACCACAUACACAGUUUUGAUGGAUGGAUUUUGUAAGCAAGGAAGGUUUGUUGAAGCAACGAAAGUGAUGGAUGAGAUGGAGGAGAAUGGGGUUGAGCCAAAUGAUGUUACUUAUAGUGUCAUGAUUGAGGCUUUGUGUAAGGAAAAGAAGUCUGGGGAAGCUGUUAAUUUGGUUAGUGAUAUGCUUGAUAAACAGUAUAUACCAAGCUCAGCAUUAUGUUGUAGGGUGAUUGAUGUCUUGUGUGAGAAAGGGAAGGUUCAGGAUGCGUGUGAGUUGUGGAAGAAGUUGUUGAUAAAGAAUUGUACUCCAGAUAAUGCAGUAUCGAGCACUCUUAUACAUUGGCUUUGUAAGGAAGGGAAAGUUUGGGAAGCGCGGAAGUUGUUUGAUGAGUUUGAGAGAAGUACAAUACCUAGUUUGUUGACGUUUAAUACUCUUAUUGCCGGGAUGUGCGAGAGAGGGGAGUUGUGUGAGGCAGGCAGGUUGUGGGAUUAUAUGGUGGAGAAGAAAUGCACCCCAAAUGCUUUUACUUAUAACAUGAUGAUCAAGGGGUUUUGUAAGGUAGGUAAUGCAAGGGAAGGGAUUGAAGUCUUGGAGGAGAUGUUGGAUAAAGGCUUAUUGCUGGACAAGUCCACUUAUUCUAUCUUAAUUGAAGGGCUCUGCAAUUCAAAAUGUGAAGCAGAAGUUUGCAGGGUGCUUUCUGUGGCUGCUUCUAGUAAUCAGAGAAUUGAUACUGAUUCUUGGGGAAUUCUAUUGGCUAAUAUAGUUUCCAAUGUUGAUAAGGGAAGGGUUCUUUUAGAAAGAAUAUUGCUAGAGAAUGCUAUGUAGAGUUGUUUGAAGUGCUGUUAAUAUUGCUGUCAUAGGUCCUUUCGUAGGAUUGAGCAGAGAUAUUCAAAGGUCCUACUAGAGAAUAUAAUCAACAAUGCCCGUUUCAUUGGAAUUGCCUUUUCAAAGGAAGUGUCCAUAGGAGAGUUGAGUAUGGGAGAGAAUAAGGUCAGUAGUAGAGCUGCAGCUCAGAGUUUACGUGGGUUCCUUGCUGAGCACGAUAGCUCCACUCAUUGGCUCGGGGCUGCUAUUAUGUUUUUGAUACUUACAGGUUGCACAGGAGCAUCUAGGAAUAAGAUCAGAAGUGAAACUUAAUAUGUCUUGAACAUUUAUCAAACUAACUGAAAAUCAAGUUCCGCAAAUUCUGCUGCCUCUGUGGUUAAGAAAGGAUAUGAAUAUGCACUCUGCAUCCAAGGCUGCAGAAUUCGUAAAUUUGGCCCAAACUUGGGGUUCUUAAGCUGAACAUGUACUAUAGAAUUAAGAUGAUAGGUGUUGCAAAUCCACAUCUACAGUGUAAAGAUGAUAAGGUCUAGUGAGGACCGUUCUUUCCUGACUCACAUUGCCUUCUACUACGGUUCUGAGCUGUGUCAGCCUUUGAGAGGUUGUAACAAAUCUUCUCAGAUUAACACUAUAGUGCGGUCAGUAGAUCUUGUCCAAGUUGUUGGUAAGGCAUGUCUCUAUGCUUUUAUCGAAUUAUAUUUCACUUCCCGAUGGAUUAAAAUUUGACUCCAAAUCUUUUUAAUAAAAUUUGGCCUGUGCGUUUAGGGAGUUCAUAUUCCUCAAAAUGGAGUUUCAAAUAUAUGUAAGGAGAGGUGGUUUAGGGGCCAUUGAAGGCAUUAACAAAUGUUCAGGGAGGUAGGCAAAAGCUAAUGAAAUCCAAUGGAGAUAAAAGAUGCACAGAACUGAUACGAGGUACCAUAUCCACAACUGUCCAGAAUAUAAAUUCUUAACAGAUAAGCAAUUACCACAAGAUUCAUUGUGAUUAUGCCACUUGGAAUUUGUAGAUAGGCUGCCGCAGUGAAAAAAUUUCUUGAUUAUUUAUAAACGUAGUGUGUGUAUAUAUAUAUAUAAUA